Molecule: messenger RNA, 2244 nt
Organism: Talaromyces proteolyticus
Lineage: Eukaryota; Fungi; Ascomycota; Eurotiomycetes; Eurotiales; Trichocomaceae
Product: major facilitator superfamily-domain-containing protein
Exons: 1
Coding region: 168-1982 (604 amino acids)
Biological process (GO): transmembrane transport
Molecular function (GO): transmembrane transporter activity
Source: RefSeq, a predicted model, not a curated record
AACGAUUGCAUUGCAUUUCCAGUUCGGAGGUUUCGUAUGGCUCAAAACACACGACAGAGGAGUACCAAACUUUCCGAAAACAGCAGGAAAACGGUCUCACACCAGCAGCUAUUCGUGAUACCUCGAUCUAGUAGCAAAAUACCCCCCAUUCAGAGUACGCAGAAGCUAUGCCGGCUACGACUGAAUUCACGGCCCAGUCCGUGAAUUCCAGCAGCCCAACACCCAACACCCAAAGACAAGAUUCUAUACAAGGCGCCUUUGUUGACAAUACUCAACACACAAUCUCUCACCCUGAAAUUGCCAAUGGCGAUCAGACGAGUACAAAUGAGCCCACAGAGAGCGACAGUUUGCCUAAAAAUGGCAGAACGAAACUCGAGACGACCCUAAUCAUGGGCGCGCUCUCAGUUUCCCUCUUCCUUUCUGCUCUCGACACGACCAUUAUAACUACUGCCGUUCCGACCAUUGUCACCCAUUUUAACUCUAGUAUCGGCUAUAUUUGGGUCGGCAGUGCGUAUCUGCUUGGAAACGCCGCCGUCGUGCCAGUCUGGGGAAAGAUUUCAGACAUCUUCGGUCGCAAGCAAACCUUGCUUGUCACGGUCAGUGUAUUCUUGUUUGGUUCACUUCUUUGCGCCAUUAGCCAGAGCAUGACUAUGCUCAUUACUGCCAGGGCUAUCCAGGGUGUUGGUGGCGGCGGUACCAUUCUGCUGCCCAACAUUUGCGUCUCUGAUCUCUUCCCCCUGCACAAGCGCGGCAUGUAUUUUGGUAUGCUCGGCAUGGUUUGGGCCAUGGCCUCAGCCCUGGGACCUGUCAUCGGUGGCAUCUUCACUAGCAGGGUCUCUUGGCGUUGGUGCUUCUACAUCAACCUUCCCUUUGGCGGCGUGGCUCUGGCGACUUUGACCUUCUUCCUCAAGCUCCACAAUCCUCGCACGCCCAUCAGACAGGGUCUUGCUGCCAUCGAUUGGAUUGGCAACCUGCUUGUCGUUGGCGGAACACUCAUGAUUCUCAUAGGCCUUCAGUUUGGUGGUAUUCAGUAUGCUUGGAAAUCCGCCACUAUCAUCUGCCUUCUCGUUUUUGGCGCCAUUACCAUUGCAAUUUUCUGCUUCUACGAGUCCAAAUUUGCGAAGUACCCCGUCAUUCCUCCCCGAAUUUUCUACUAUAGAAAUAGUAUCUCCGCUUACAGCUUGAGCGUUAUGCACGCCAUGGCUUUCCUGGGUGGAACCUACUGGCUGCCGAUGUAUUUCCAGUCUGUGCUUGGAGCUGAUUCUCUCAUGUCCGGAGUGUAUCUGCUGCCAUACGUCAUAUCCUCAUCCCUAGCCUCGAUAGGCGCCGGUGUCUUAAUCAAGAAGACUGGCAACUUUCGCUUGCCCAUUGUCAUUGGUCUGUUCGUCAUGACCAUCGGCCUAGGUCUCUUGACCUAUCUUGACGUUGAGCCGCACUGGGACAGAAUUAUCCUAUUCCAGAUUAUUGCCGGAAUCGGGUCUGCUCCCAACUUCCAGGCGCCUCUCAUUGCCAUCCAGACAAAUAUUGAACCUCGUGAUAUUGGCGUCGCGACCUCCAGCUUCUCCUUCGCUCGUCAAAUCGGCACGUCCAUCUCCGUCACCAUUGGCGGCGUCGUUUUCAACAAUGUCAUGGCCUCACAGCGAGACCACCUAGCGUCCGUCUUAGGCCAGCAGCUGGCCGAGGAAUUCAGCGGCCAGGAAGCUUCCGCCAGCAUCCAGAAGAUUAACGACCUUCCUAUGGAUCAAAUCCAGACGGUUAGGACGGCAUACUGGAAUGCGCUUCAAAAAAUGUUUAUUCUGUACGCUUGCGUCAGCUUUACCGGCUUGGCUAUUAGCCUCUGGAUCAAGCAAACUACGUUAGCUAAGGAACAUACAGAACACAAGACUGGGCUUCAGUCGCUCAAGAUGGAAGACCGCCAAAGGAAUAAAAAACCGGACGAGGAACGCCUUGCUCAGGUGAAAAGCGCCAACGGCAAUAAGUAAAGACGACAGCGGCGCAUUUUGCAAUUUCAUCGGAUGAACACAUCAACCUUGAUCGGCUUGAAGGACAAUUAAAAGGCUUAUUUUAUCACGACCCGCUAUAUCCAAGGGAUGGUCUUAAUUCUUCGAUAUAUCGCACGUAUUUAACAUGACGACGGAGUUCGGGAGUUUACUGAACAUCCGCACUAUUCAACACUAUAAAAGAUAGUUCUGACACCGAUGAUAUCAACUAUAAUCAAUUAAUAUACUUCGCAUUAUUAUUCUA